Molecule: messenger RNA, 701 nt
Organism: Peromyscus leucopus (white-footed mouse)
Lineage: Eukaryota; Metazoa; Chordata; Mammalia; Rodentia; Cricetidae
Gene: Mrpl55
Product: mitochondrial ribosomal protein L55
Exons: 4
Coding region: 240-623 (127 amino acids)
Biological process (GO): translation
Cellular component (GO): mitochondrial large ribosomal subunit
Molecular function (GO): structural constituent of ribosome
Source: RefSeq, a predicted model, not a curated record
CGGCGUUGCGUGACGUCAUCGCCGCGCGACAGGGCGCUUACGGGAGAUCUGGGUCACGGUAGAGGAUCAUCGUCUCCAGGGACGGGUUCCUGCGUGGCCCCACGUGGCCCGGCCUCAGUUUACCACCUACUGAGUAAAGUUCUGCACGGCGGUCUACGAGGUCCCUCCGACGCUAAGCAGGUCCUCCAUCUGGGUCAGUGACUUGUUUUCUCUUGCCAUCAGAGCUCGAAGGAAAAACAAUGCCUUUGGGCGGCCUGCUUGGCCUGCUGAGGCACUGUGCUGUGAGGACAGCCUCUCCUGCACCCUGCCACCUCCACACGUCCUCUUGGAGAGCUGAUAGCAGCAGAGCUUCAUUCACUCGCCUGCGCCGCCAGGCCUAUGCUCGCCUCUACCCUGUGCUGUUGGUCAAGCAGGACGGUUCCACUAUCCAUAUCCGAUACCGGGAGCCACGACGCAUGCUAGCGAUGCCCCUAGACCUGGAUUCCCUAUCUCCAGAAGAGCGCCGGGCCCGAUUCCGAAAACGUGAGGCUCAGCUCUUGCAGAAGAGGGAGGAAGAGCCAGAGAUGAUUGACAAUUUUGACACUGAACGAUACAAACGGUUUUGGACCAAGACUAAGAAGUAAUUCUGUCAGGGAGUCACCCAGAGACAUUUUGUAAGAAUGGAGAGGCAUCUGCCUGUAAACUACAUUCUUGAAACCAUA